AUGACUCAGUGGUUUCAGCUACAGCAACUUGAUUCCAAGUUUUUGGAGCAAGUUCACCAGCUAUACGAUGACAGCUUUCCUAUGGAGAUCAGACAGUACCUGGCACAGUGGCUGGAAAAGCAGGAUUGGGAUUAUGCAGCCAGCAAUGUAUCUUUUGCAACAUUGUUAUUCCACGAGCUGCUGUCACAGCUUGAUGAUCAAUUUAGUAGAUUCUUGGUAGAGAACAACUUCUUGCUGCAACACAACAUAAGGAAAAGCAAACGUAAUCUUCAGGAUAACUUCCAAGAAGACCCAGUACAAAUGGCAAUGAUCAUCCACACCUGCCUGAAAGAAGAGAGGAAAAUACUGAGCAGUGCCCAGUUGUCAAAUAAGAUGGAAGUGGGAGGUGUACAGAACACUAUGACUGAGAUGCUGGACAAACAGAAGGAGUUUGAUGCCAAAGUUAAAGCUGUUAAAAACAGUGUUAUAGACGUGGAGCAGGUCAUCAAGACAUUAGAGGAUAUGCAAGAUGAAUAUGACUUUAAAUAUAAAACCUUUCAAAAUAGAGAACAUGAAUCCAACAGUGUGUCUCACGAGGAAUAUAAGAAAGAAGAGAUAAAUCUCAAGAUUAUGUUGUCAUCACUUAAACUCAAGAGACAGGAAGUGGUGAACAAGAUAGUACAGCUACUGCACAACACAGAGCACACACAGACUGCUCUCAUUAAUGAUGAGCUGGUGGAGUGGAAGCACAGGCAACAGACUGCAUGUAUUGGUGGCCCACCCAAUGCCUGCCUUGACCAGCUGCAGAACUGGUUCACCAUUAUUGCUGAAAGUCUACAGCAAGUUCGUCAGCAGCUCAAAAAGCUCGAGGAACUGGAACAGAAGGUUACCUAUGACUCUGAUCCCAUCACAAAAAACAAACAAGUUCUGCAGGACCGAACACAUAGUCUUUUCCAACAACUCAUCCAAAGCUCAUUUGUGGUAGAGAGGCAGCCUUGCAUGCCAACACAUCCUCAGAGGCCACUAGUCCUGAAGACAGGAGUACAGUUCACUGUAAAGCUGAGAUUGCUGGUGAAAUUGCAGGAAUUGAACUACAACUUGAAAGUGAAAGCUUUAUUUGAUAAAGAUGUAACUGAGAAGAACUCAGUCAAAGGGUUCAGGAAAUUUAACAUUUUGGGAACAAACACAAAAGUAAUGAACAUGGAAGAAUCUACUAAUGGAAGUCUAGCAGCAGAAUUCAGGCACUUGCAACUGAAAGAACAGAAAAAUGCAGGAAACAGAACAAAUGAGGGUCCUCUCAUUGUAACAGAAGAGCUUCACUCCCUGAGUUUUGAGACACAGCUGUGUCAGCCUGGCUUGGUAAUAGACCUAGAGACCACAUCCCUUCCCAUUGUUGUGAUCUCAAACGUGAGCCAGCUUCCCAGUGGAUGGGCUUCUAUCCUAUGGUUCAACAUGCUGUCUACUGAUCCCAAGAACUUGUCCUUCUUUCUGAAUCCACCUUGUGCCAAGUGGUCUAAACUUUCUGAAGUUCUGAGCUGGCAGUUUUCUUCCAUAACAAAGAGAGGACUUAAUGCAGAUCAGCUGAGCAUGCUGGGAGAGAAGCUACUUGGGCCAGCAAGUGGAGGAUCUCAUGAUGGCCUUAUUCCUUGGACAAGAUUCUGCAAGGAAAAUAUAAAUGAUAAAAAUUUCCCCUUUUGGCUGUGGAUUGAGGGAAUCCUGGAACUUAUUAAGAAACACCUCUUGUGUCUCUGGAAUGACGGCUGCAUCAUGGGUUUCAUCAGCAAAGAGCGAGAACGUGCUUUACUGAAGGACCAGAAGCCAGGAACAUUUUUAUUAAGAUUCAGUGAAAGCAGCAGAGAGGGAGCAAUCACAUUUACUUGGGUAGAGGGAUCUCAAAACGGUAAGUCACUCCAGUUCCACUCAGUAGAACCCUACACCAAGAAGGAGCUCUCUGCUGUGACUUUCCCUGAUAUCAUCCGCAACUACAAAGUGAUGGCAGCUGAAAACAUUCCUGAAAAUCCACUGAAAUUUCUGUACCCAGACAUCCCCAAAGACAAUGCCUUUGGCAAAUACUACUCCAGGCCUACAGAGGCACCAGAACCAAUGGAUGUGGAUGGUCCCAAGGGAACUGGUUACAUCAAGACUGAGUUAAUCUCUGUAUCUGAAGUGUAA
Messenger RNA from Acanthisitta chloris (rifleman), 2151 nucleotides. It is a transcript of the gene STAT1, whose product is annotated as signal transducer and activator of transcription 1, 91kDa. Lineage: Eukaryota; Metazoa; Chordata; Aves; Passeriformes; Acanthisittidae. Gene Ontology annotation, molecular function: RNA polymerase II cis-regulatory region sequence-specific DNA binding; DNA-binding transcription factor activity, RNA polymerase II-specific. The record is from RefSeq and is a predicted model, not a curated record. Gene Ontology annotation, biological process: defense response; regulation of cell population proliferation; response to peptide hormone. The coding region runs from base 1 to 2151 and encodes 716 amino acids. The transcript is spliced from 21 exons.